AUGGAUAGUUCUCUCCGUCAUCGCGAAGAAUCCGACGAGAAAGGUCCGCACGGCGACGCCAAUGCCACCGAAGACGAUGUCCGCGAAAUCACCGGAUUUCGCUGGUUUCUGAUCUGUGCUGCCUUAUACCUCUCUGCUUUGAUGUAUGGUCUUGACACAACCAUCGCUGCGGAUGUACAAGGCGCCGUGAUUGAGAGAUUCGGUGAUGUGUCGCAACUCGCCUGGAUUGGAGCCGGCUUUCCGCUCGGCUCAGUUGCCGUGAUUCUCCCCUACGGGUUUCUCUACACUGUCAUGAACAUGAAGUGGCUUUACAUUGCCGGUAUCGUGCUGUUCCAGGGUGGUUCCGCUCUCUGUGGCGGCGCUCCGACCAUGAACGCCCUCAUCGUCGGUCGUGUAAUUGCAGGUGCUGGAGGUACAGGCAUCUACCUCGGUGGACUCAACCAUUUAUCCGCCAUGACCACUCGCAAAGAACGCGGUACAUACCUCACGGGGACCGGUUUUGUCUGGGGCGUAGGCGCCAUCCUCGGUCCCGUUGUGGGAGGCGGAUUCUCCGACUCUUCCGCCACCUGGCGCUGGGGCUUCUACCUGAACCUGGUCAUCGGCGCCAUCACGGCCCCGGUAUACCUCUUGUACCUCCCAGCCAUUCACCCCGGCGCCGACCAAUCCCUUCGCAAACGCUUAACACGUCUCGACUACCUGGGCUUCGUUCUCAGCGCCGCAAUGUGGGUGACCUUCGCACUUGGCUUCAUCUCCGCUGGGGGCAUCUGGGCGUGGGAUUCUGGCGCAGCCAUUGCCCUAAUAGUUCUCUUCGGAGUCCUCUUCAUCCUCUAUGCAUUGCAGCAAUACUUCUGCAUCUUUACAACACCCCAAACCCGCUCCUUCCCCGGUCACCUCCUCCGCUCCCGCACCCAAAUUCUCCUCUACUUCACAACGACCUGCGCCAACACCGCCAUGUUCUUCACAACCUUCUACAUCCCAAUCUACUUCCAAUUCACCCGCAACGACUCUUCCUUAAUGGCAGCUGUUCGCCUCCUCCCGUACCUCCUCGUGACCAUCACCAUCAACCUCGCCAUCGGCUGGCUCCUCCCAAAGGCCAGAUACUACAUGCCGCUGUGUCUCAUCUCGGGCAUCCUCCUUACCCUCGCUAGCGCCCUCUUUGUCGGAUAUCUCUCUCCUUCUACCCCUGCGGGACAGAUCUACGGCUUCACGAUUCUCAUGGCCGUUGGUACGGGCAUGACCAUGCAGCUGGGCUACGCGGUAGCUAGUCUCAAGGUACCUCCCGAGGAUAUCUUCAGCGCGAUCAAUUUACAGAACGUGGCGCAGAUCGGGGCGACGGUUAUUUGCCUCGUGGUGGCGAGUCAGGUGUUUCAGUCCACUGCAGUACAGAAUCUGAAUGCGGUGCUGGAUGGGAGGGGAUAUCGUGAGGCGGACAUUCGGAACGCGGUGGCCGGGGUGCAGAGUACGUUGUUGAAGAGCUUGAGUGGGGAAUUGAGGGAACGGGCUAUUAAAGCGAUUACGAAUGCGAUGGCGAGGGCAUUUAUUAUUCCGUUGGUUGCUGGGGCUGUUGGGGUGGUGAGUUCGUUGGGGAUGAGGAGGGAGAGGUUGUUUGGGUAG
Messenger RNA from Aspergillus costaricaensis CBS 115574, 1614 nucleotides. Its product is annotated as MFS drug efflux transporter. Gene Ontology annotation, biological process: transmembrane transport. Lineage: Eukaryota; Fungi; Ascomycota; Eurotiomycetes; Eurotiales; Aspergillaceae. The record is from RefSeq and is a predicted model, not a curated record. Bases 1 to 1614 code for a protein of 537 amino acids. The transcript has a single exon. Gene Ontology annotation, molecular function: transmembrane transporter activity.